CUCGGCGGGACUCGGCAGCGCGUCUCCAGCGCCACCUCGGAGUCAGCGGGGCAACCACGAUGAAGCGGCCUUCUCAAGCCGCGUGCCCCACCGCCACCACCACCACAGCAGCCGGCAGCAUCGCCACGCCACCACCGCCGCGUCUCACGGGGCACAUCAAGAGGCCCAUGAACGCGUUCAUGGUGUGGGCUCAGAUCGAGAGGCGGCGGCUGAUGGAGCUCUCUCCCGAGAUGCACAACGCCGAGAUCUCGAGGCGGCUCGGCCGCCUCUGGAGGCUGCUGGGAGACGCCGAGAAGAAGCCCUUCGUUCGCGAGGCGGAGCGCCUGCGCGCUCAGCACAUGGCCGACCACCCCGACUACAAAUACCGACCACGCAAGCGGGUCAAGGCUCAGCCUCCCGCUCCACAGCUGCCUCCUCAUCCUCCUCAUCCUCCAUCGUCGUCAUCUCAACGCCUUCCUGCACACCAACCUCGCCACCAUGCGCCGCCGCCUCCGCCGCCCUCUGCCGCAAGAGCAAAGGCAGCGGCAGCGGCGGGGGGAGGGGGAGCAGGAGCAGGAGGCGGUGCGAGGAAGCGCGCCUUGACCCACGUGCAGUCGUCCUCCUCCUCCUCCACUGGGAGCAGCCGCAGUCGGGCCGCCACUGCCACCACGAGGUCGAGGCCGCAGAGGCCGUCGUCGUGGUCGGGAGGAGGCCCCGGACUGUGCGAGCAGGCGGCGAGGCACGGCGGCGCCAGGAUGGAGGAAGACCCUCCUGGUGGUGGUGGUGAUGGUGGUGAAGGUGAUGGAGCUGCGCUCAUGUCGGGCAGCAGGAGCCGUGGCUACGCGGGCAGCAGCUGGUACGAGCUGGACAAGGAGAAAGUCGUGGAGGAGGAGGAGAAGGAGGAUGAAGAGGAGGAGGAGGAGAUGGGGUGUCGAGACGUGCAGUUGCUGGGCUCGCUGGACCGAGACGUGGACUCGUUGAGCGAGAGCAGCAGCGCGUCUCACUUUGACUUCCCCGACCUGCGCUCUCCCGAGAUGAACGAGAUCCUCUCCGGCUCCCCCUGGCUCGAGUCCAGCUUCUCCAGCCUCGUGUUCACGUACUGAGUCGUCCCACCAAUGUGUGGGCACGUCUGUCUGUGUGUGCUGGCCACACCGCCUCGUACGCCGUGCCGGCCUUCACAGGUGCUCGCUUAACAGCACUGGUCCCAACAUCACGACAACGCUGCAUGGGGGAUCUUUAUCUUUUGUGUGUGGUGAUGCGGUUGGCGACCUCUGUUCGAUUCCAUUUCACGAACAACCCCAGUGACCAUUAUCUGAACCGGUCCUGGGCCUCUCCUAGGUCGACUCGGCCUCAAAUGAGUACCUGGUGUGUGUAAACGCCACUGGGGAGACAAAGGCGGUCGGGCGUGGUGCUGGCCACCCACCCCCUCGUGUGGCGUUCCAGCCUUCUUCGGAGCAACUCCAACUUGCCCCUACAUUCUGAGGCUAUACGGGGGAUUUUGUAUGUGUCUAGAGCGGUGGCGUGGUGGUUAGCGCACUGCUCCGAACCAGCCCAACGUCAGUAUCCAUUGUGGUUGUCUAAAAUGAUUCGCUCAUGUGCGCGUCUUUAAACUGUUACAAAAGUCGAGUGGCUUAUUUUGAAUGCGCCCGUAAAGGCGAAUUGCUUUACAUUGGGUUGAGAUUCAACGUUUUUGAAAUAUAUAUACCAAGGUCUCGAUGUUUUGAAUAUUUGCAUAUCGAAAUCUACGCCAAUUCAUUUUCAAACAUGAGUUGAUUUUACGUUUUUAAGCAAUUGUACUUAUGUAUAUACUAUAUGGUAACCACUUAGUGGACACAAUCGGUGCGAGUUAUCUGGACCUGCACCUCUCCGAGGUCUCCUGAGACUUAAAUGAAGUAUAUGGUGUGUGUGUGUGAAGACCAACACGGGGGAGACAAAGGCGUACGGGUAUGGGGUGGACCACACCACCCUAUUUGUGCGCUGUAUCUGCCUUAAUAGGUGUUCGCUAACGGCACUUGUCCCAACAGUCUAUCAAUGACUUUGACGUUACACACGCGCAUAUACAACCCAAUUUUUCAUUCGACAGCUGGAUUAGGGCCUCCCUGGAUCUGUCGUAUAUUUGAGCAUACUUCCCCACGCUGGUCCGUGCGUGUUGGUUAAUGGGGGGCAGUAGAGCAUCGGGAGCAUCGAAGUACGAAUCGUCAUCUGCCGCCUAGAGGUCUUGCACGUGGAGCGUCCUAAACAAUGGUCCAUCUCUCGUGACGAUGUGGGAUUGACUGAGCAUUACUUAAACAGGGUCGUUAACCUUCAUCGCCUUUUUGAUGUGUGUGGAGUCUGUGGUUGCAUAUCUGUCCCUCGUGUGAUGGAGGAUCCGGCCAUGGUGACGCUGGCUCAUUCCGGGCCCAGAGUAGAAUGGGUCUUAGUGGGGUGACCGCCACCCCCUCCUAGUGAGAUGACGGGGGAGUUGUAGACAAGAGACGGCGUUGUCUCGAGAUCUGAGAAAUGUAAGCAAACGUAGAGAUGCGGUUCAAAUGAGAGGCAGAUGAGGUCGCGGUUAGCGAGACUAUGGCUUCUCCUAUGUGAAUAAGCUCGCUUUGUUGAUCACAUUAAGGUUUCAAUGUGAGCUGAUGUUUGGUGCAUCCUUACGUUUUUCAUUCGCCCCGGGCCCCCCACCCCCUUGAGCUACUUGGGGCACGCAGCAUAUGCUUCGUUUCUUUCUGCCCAGCGCCGCCACUGGCCAUGUGAAGUUGGCGAUACCACUCGGGGGCCCCCGGCUGAGAUGAGCGAGCCCAUUGAGUAGACCGAGAUGAUGACUCCUUGACUUUGGGGAAAGUACAUCAACAGGACCGUAUCUUUGUCCUAUUUGCAUUCAAGGUUGUGUACAGAUAUUUACAUAUUCGCAGUGUUAAUGGUUGUGAUUUUUUUUAAACCACAUCUCUGCUUUAUUGAUGUCAUGGAUUGUUCGAUAUUGUACAUUCACUUAUAAAUACCAUAAACGGAG
Lethenteron reissneri (Far Eastern brook lamprey) is the source of this 2977-nucleotide messenger RNA. RefSeq names its product transcription factor SOX-11-like. The record is from RefSeq and is a predicted model, not a curated record. Gene Ontology annotation, cellular component: nucleus. Gene Ontology annotation, molecular function: DNA-binding transcription activator activity, RNA polymerase II-specific; RNA polymerase II cis-regulatory region sequence-specific DNA binding. Gene Ontology annotation, biological process: negative regulation of transcription by RNA polymerase II; positive regulation of transcription by RNA polymerase II; brain development. Lineage: Eukaryota; Metazoa; Chordata; Hyperoartia; Petromyzontiformes; Petromyzontidae.